This is a messenger RNA of Spodoptera frugiperda (fall armyworm), 6609 nucleotides long. It is a transcript of the gene cyc, whose product is annotated as protein cycle. Gene Ontology annotation, molecular function: RNA polymerase II cis-regulatory region sequence-specific DNA binding; protein dimerization activity; DNA-binding transcription factor activity, RNA polymerase II-specific. Gene Ontology annotation, biological process: regulation of transcription by RNA polymerase II. NCBI's taxonomy places the organism in Eukaryota, Metazoa, Arthropoda, Insecta, Lepidoptera, Noctuidae. The record is from RefSeq and is a predicted model, not a curated record. Gene Ontology annotation, cellular component: cytoplasm; nucleus; transcription regulator complex. The transcript has 12 exons. The coding region runs from base 930 to 3158 and encodes 742 amino acids.
GCGCUACGAGUGCAGCAUUAUAUUAUUGCCUGCUAGCUUGUAGGAAGUGAUAUCGAGCGCGCUUCUCAUUCCCCUCGACUCCUUGUAGUUUUAUCAAAUAUUGACGAGAUCUGUUGUGUUUUGUGGGUAAAGUGUGAAGUUAACCAAAAUUUUACCAAAAUUCAAUGUUCAUAAAAGUGACAAAAUUCGAUGAAAACAGUGAUUAUUAGUGAAAAGUGAAACGAAAUAGCUAGAUUUUUUUCUAAUAGAUUGUACUGUGAAAAAUAAUAAAUUGUACUGUGGGCUUCAGAGAGGAUUAUAGAGUGAGCGUAUUGCGUCAGUGUUAGGAAGCGCGCCGGUAGAGCAGUGUAAUCGGAUCAGUGCAACCCUGCACCUGGAGGCCCGCCGCGGCCCCGCGCUGCUCUCCGCUGCUCUCCGCUGCGCCGCAGACUAGUUUUGUUUUCCACCCGCACUAUCCGAACCAGUACCAGUAAUCACUACCACCGCUCGCAGUCUGUAGUCUGUUCAUUAAAUGUUUGCGACAGGAAAAUCGUUGCGACGAAUGUUUAAAGAGUGUCUUGAACAGUUGGGUGGGAUAUGUAUAGGUACGCCCCUAACCGGAAAAGUUACAAGUAGGCGGGCGCAGUGUUUUUACUGAUACUUUAUUGUUAUAUCUAAUCACGUGAGGUUCUCUAUUCGUGCUAACAUUCGUGCUAUGUUUAAACAGAUUAACAUGAAGUAGGUACAUUCUACGAGGGCAAUUUUAUUAACGAAUAAGUUAUGGAUUAUGAUAUUAAGUUGGGGUUGUAGAACUUUUCCCGGGGUGAUGGUAGUAGGUACCUAGAUUGCGAGCGGAGCGCGUCGCCUGGUUAGUGCGUGUGUCCCGGCCGCGGUAUCGUUGCUAGUCGCGGUCGGCAGUCGGGUGUGACAUCGUCGCGCGGAGUGGUCGCAUGUGUCGCGCGUCACGCGGCCGCGGCAUGGCGCGCGAGUACGCGCGAGUGCAUGAGUUCUACCUGCCGCUGCAUGAGCUGCAGCCGCCCGCGCAGCACUAUCAUCCGUAUGACCUGCAUCCGGCCGGCGCGAGCGCGGCGCCGGCGUAUGAGCUGACGGCGGGCGCGGGCGGCGGCGCGGGCGCCUGCGCGGAGUCCACCGGCACGCUCGCGCACGCCCCGCACCAGCCUGCCAUGCAGCAGUCGUCGCAUCAACACCACCAUGACCCCCGCAAACGAAAGACGUCACAUUACAAUUCGGACAGCUACGAGAUGUCUGGCUGCGAGGCGGGGCUGGCGGCGCCGUCCGUGCCCCUGCACGCGCCAGCCAGCGCCACGCGGAAGAGGAAACCGUCUUCCUUCGGUACGGGCAGCGCGUAUGACGAUGACGGCGGUGACGAUGCGCGAUCCAGUCGCACGCUGCCUGACAAGAAACAAAACCACAGCGAGAUCGAAAAGCGGCGGCGCGACAAGAUGAACACGUACAUAUCGGAGCUGAGCGCCAUGAUCCCGAUGUGCGGCGCUAUGGCGCGCAAGUUGGACAAGCUGACGGUGCUGCGCAUGGCGGUGCAGCACCUGCGCUCGGUGCGCGGCGCGCUGUCCGCCUGCCCACUGACGGCGCGGCCGCGGCCCGCCUUCCUAUCCGAGCGUGAACUCAACCAGCUGAUCCUCCACGCGGCCCAUGACUCCUUCCUACUAGUGGUGGGCUGCGACCGCGGCCGCCUGCUCUACGUCUCCGCGUCCGUCAAGCAGAUGCUGCACUACGACCAGACAGAGCUGCUUGGCCAGAGCCUGUUCGACAUCCUGCACCCCAAGGACGUGGCCAAGGUGAAGGAGCAACUGUCCUCCUCCGACCUCAGCCCCCGGGAGCGACUCAUCGAUGCUAAGACCAUGCUGCCGGUGAAGGCGGACGUGCAGGCGGGCGCGUCGCGGCUGUGCCCGGGCGCGCGCCGCUCCUUCUUCUGCCGCAUCAAGUGCAAGGCGUCGGCCGAGGCGCCGCCGCCCGAGUCCGUGCCCAUCAAGGAGGAGGCCGAGCCCACCGCCAAGCUGCGCAAGAAGUCCAAUGAGAAGAAGUACUGCGUUGUCCAGUGCACCGGCUACCUGAAGUCGUGGGCCCCGGCGGAGAUGUCUGAGGGUGGUGGCGGUGGCGGGGGCGGCGGGGGUGGCGCCAGCUCGGCCGAGGUGUCGGACGACGGCGAGCAGUGCAACAUGUCGUGCCUGGUGGCGGUGGGGCGCGCGCUGCCCGACCUGGCGCCCGCCGCCACCGCCUUCGUCUGUCCACCGCCGCCCACGCGCCAGCUGCAGUACGUCUCGCGGCACGCACCCGAUGGCAAAUUCCUCUUCGUCGACCAGAGGGUGACGCUGGCACUGGGGUUCCUGCCGCAGGAACUGCUGGGCACGAGUCUGUACGAGUACGUGAGCGGGCCGGAGCUGAGCGCGGUGGCGCGCACGCACAAGACGUCACUGCUGCGCCGCGACCCGCUGCAGACGCCGCCCUAUUCCUUCCGCAAGAAGGACGGCACCUUCGCGCGCCUGCAGACACACUUCAAACCCUUCAAGAACCCCUGGACCAAGGACGUGGAGUGUCUGGUGGCCAACAACACGAUCGUGUCGGAGGCGCACGGCGGCGCGCACGCGGACGCCGCGCACUCCUCCUACGACAUCUACAAACAGAGGGAGGUGGCGCAGUCGGCCGGGGCGCCACUUGUAGCUAGUGCGGUUUCAGAAGCCGACGUGGAGAUGCAGCGGCUCAUCGAGUCUCAGGUCGAGAGCCAUAAGAUCGGCAGCGCCAUCGCCGAGGAGGCACUGCGCCGCUCCUCCUCCGAGUUCUCGCCGGACCUGCCGGCCGACCUGCUGCAGGACGCCGUAUUCAACCAGAACUGGCCACUAAAAGCCAACGUCCUGUACGAGCAGGCGUCGCUAGUGGACAACAUCCUGGGCGUGGACAUCUCGGGCUACAGCCAGGUGCGCAACAACGUGCCGCUGAGCGCCGCGGCCGAGGGCUCGCCGCCGCCCGCCGGCGCCGCGCCGACCGCGUCCUCGCCCCCGCCCACCUCGCCACCGCUGCCCCCGCUCGGCCUCGACGGCAACGGGGAGGCGGCCAUGGCCGUCAUCAUGAGCCUGCUGGAGGCCGACGCUGGCCUCGGUGGGCCCGUCAACUUCUCCGGCCUACCGUGGCCCCUGCCCUAGAGCAGAGCUACAGAGCUCGGUGGCUCAUUGCUGUGAUGGUCAGUAUCUUAAUUUAUUGUUGCUCAUCCUCUUAAUAUUGGAAACUCGAAGCCAUCAAGAUUGAUAAAAUGAUGCGUUUCGUUAUAUUAUUGAAGUACAAGUAAGUGUAAUGGCACGUUGAAAAUAUUCUUAUUGUACCUAUGGAUGUAUUGUCUCAUUAUACACUGCGAAUUAAUGAAUUCAAUGCGAAUUCUUUGCAAUAUGGGUAGGAAACCUCCCAAGAUUUAUAUUACCCUUCUCUUAAUUGUAUAUUAUAUUUACUUAAUGCAAUAUACUGUUUAAAUUCAAAUAAUUGUGAAUACAUUUAACGACUUAGUAUGUACCUGGUGUACCUAUAUGUAUUGUAUGCAAUAUUGUUUUCUACCCAUUCAACAGAGUGCGACAACAAAAAUAACGUAACAGAAUUUCGUGGUCUUCAAUGAAAGAUCUUAGAAUGUUUUAAAUAAGGAUAGUGGCAACAGCAUCUGUUGCGUGCGAACACUUGUGGUGACAAUGACAGACAGUGAAUUAAUUAACUGGUUAGCGGUGCGGGCAAUGUACUGAGUGUACACUUCCUGCCUUUAUAAUAUACGCAUCUAAAGUUUUAUUGUUCGUAGAAUGUAUAACGAUACAUUACGAACGGUGGGACACCUCACACCGCGCACCGCGGUCAAACCAGACGACAUCUGCGAAAGCCAUACUUUCAGCAAGUGACCUUAUUGUACAAAUCGGUCGGCUCGGUUAACAUCGACAAAAUGUUUAAUAUUUAUUUACACAUGAAUUGAGGUAAAUAUUAUACAAGCCUUAUGAUAAGUUGUCGUUAGCCGAUGUGUUAGGGCUAGGUGCACUGUACAGUGUACUUCACCGAGACAGCGGGCAUCACGCUCGCCAAGCACGUUAAUGGUUAGUAACAAAAAGAAUUUACAUAAAAUUAUGAAUUAUUAUUACUAGUGGGUGUAUAUGAAUAGUAGUCCAGUAAGUUAUACUUAGCCACAUAAUACUAACACUUUUUUCUAUGAGUCAUUAUCUAGUUAUGCAUAUUGUAGGGAGUAGCGUGUAGAAGCGUCGCUGCGACGUUGAGUAGUACGUAAUCAUUAAAAAUUACGGGGAAAUAUUUAUUGAGAAAUAUUAUACCAAUAACGAGUAAUAAUAUUAUACUAUACAUCUAUACGAUGUAUGUAAUAUUUUUGAUUUACUUAUAGUAUAUUUCUGGGAAAAUGUAAAAAGGUUUAUAGUUAAGUUAGAUAAGUAGUUGUACCACGUUCCGGAGGUGACGUGUAGUGCUGUCCUCUACUGUGACCGUCACACGCCAGUGACGAGAUGUCGGGUGUCGGCAAUAUAACUUAAUACUUAUCUUGCAGUUAUCAUUCAGCUUUUUUAAAUAAAUAAUAGAAUUACAGCACUCGCUCCAGACUCUAGUGAAUCAACUACACCCUUAGUACGAGUUUACUUUACGUUGAAUUAAAACGAAACGAGAGCGCGUUCGGCGCUCUGAUUGGCCGGCGCGAAUGAAUCAACCAAUCAGAGUGCCGAACGCGCUCUCAUUUCGUAAACUCGUACUAAGUGUACUGACUAGUAAAUAAUUGGACUAAGUAGUUAUUGUAAUAAUAGCCACCGCCUUCACAUCGUACUCAAUGCUUGCUAUUAAAACAUCAACUUUAAUCGAUUUGCCUGAAUUUUUGUAAUUUCUAUCCAUGUAUUUUAAUAAUUAAUUAGCCCAUAUAAUGUACAUACAAUGUAUCUACAAUGGGAGCUGGUGUGCAAUAUAGGUAUUUCAUUUAAGUACAUAUUUUUAUAACCAAAUGUAAUAUGGUAGUUUCCUAUUAGUCCAAUUCAAUACUUUUUUGGAAACAUUAGAAACGAUCUUUUCUAUGAAAUAACAGUGAGUUUUGAAGUCAUCAGAUUUUUAAAUCAAUCACUUAUUUCUAUAAAGUUCGAAAAUUAAGUAGAUUAUCAAAUCUAUUAAUCAAAGUGUGAUUAUUUUUUAUAAUAUUUUAUUGUAUUGACAAGUCGAAAAUAAUUAAUUGUUGACUGAGGAAACCCAAUUUAAAAAUCAUAUUUCUAAAAUCUUUAGUGAAUUGAAUACUUGAAGUAUUGCGAGCAAAUUGAUUACAUAUUUGAUUAUUUCUGUGGUCAAAACGAGUAAAAUAAAAUACUGUCACUCCCCCUUGUGUCCAGAUAUAUCUAAUUAAGGCAAUGCACAAACGUGGACUAGUUUGAAUCUGGUGUCAGACACAAUAGAAUUAUAUUAAGCACACAGUACGUGUGCCCAGUUGCUUCCACUUAACACAUGCCCAAUAUAAGUGCUCAGUGUCGAUAACUGGAAACAAAGUGUCUACAUUUGGCUAGACUGGAACUAAAGUGGCUACAAUUAAAGCUAUACUUUGGAACGAGCCUUCACUGACAGACAGACUGACGGACAAUUUAAUUUGACGUUUAAAAAGUGCCUAUAUAAUUUACGAUUAAUUGAAGUUAAUGCUUUGGCUAAAUCCAUCUAUGAGCAUGUUUGUACUUAAAAACAAAAAAUGAAUCCGAACAAAAGUGGUCUAAAUCAAAUUAUGCAUUUAACUUUUGUAUAAAUGUUUAAAAGUAACAUAAAGCUAAUAUUAGAUCUUAAGACGGGGUAUUUACCAUGUUUAUUUAUGAUGAUGCAAGCGUCAAGAUCACGGAUGAACUGGAGUAAAUGCGGGAGGGUGUUCAAGAUCAGACAAAUCGGUCUACCGUCUUUCUAGUCUACUCUCUUUUACAUAAAUAAACAUGGUAAAUAUGUCGUCUUAAGUUCUAAUGUGUUAGUGACCAUAUCAGUUUAAAAACGUAUAUAGCAACAUAACAUACAUUCAUAAGUACAUAGUGACUUCGUUUGAUAACAGAAAAUGUUUAUUUUGUAUCAUAGACCAGUUUAGUUCCAGGUAAGCCAUUCGUGCAGCGUCUUACGAUUCCAAAUUUAAAUGCACAGUUUUUUUUAAUGUGUAAUUCAGAAACAAGUAUUUUUGUUUCGGCCAUACUUUAAGUUACCCUAUACAAAAUUAUGACUGCAUCCGAUAUUGCCGUAGAUUUUGAGUGAUGCGUAUACAAAUAUGUACAGAAAACUUUUAUAUUGAAUGUUGUGUUUGCUUCUAUUUCUUUUUGUUAUAAUAUAUUAUUAUUUAACUGUGUUAAAAUCAAAAUAUAUUAUGUUGGAAUUUGAUACUAGGCUUUUUAAAAGUAUUUUUUAUUUAGGGGCCUUUAACUCAGCUGUGACCGUUCCAUACCCCUGUAGACACUAGAUGUAAUGAAUUCGUUGGAAGUACAACACGUCUUACUCGACAUUUGUUUACGGCUCAACAUAAAUGCAAUUACGAGUUUUAUUAUGUAUCUGUUAGUUGCAAUAUCGAGUUUAUUGUUAUUAAGUUAAUUUUAUUAUAAAGUAUUUGGAUAUAUUGUUUCAUUCAUA